CAACGAUUUUGGUGGUGCGUGGUUUCGGCGGUCGAUUUGUUGUUCCAAAAGAUUGUUAAUUAUUCUGUUAAUUUGUAGGAAUAUAGCAAAAUAUUAUCCAUUUAGAAAUGUUCGAGAAUCAAGCAAUCCAUACGGAACACAAAGAUGUUAUUCACGACGUUGCUUACGAUUAUUAUGGACAGCGAAUGGCAACUUGUUCCAGUGAUCAAUAUGUGAAGGUCUGGGAUCAGAAUGACGCCGGUGUGUGGAGUGUUACCGCAAGUUGGAAAGCCCAUUCCGGUUCGGUUUGGCGACUAUCAUGGGCACAUCCCGAAUUCGGUCAAGUGCUGGCAACUUGUUCGUUCGAUAGAACCGUCUCGGUGUGGGAGGAAACAGUAGGCGAAAAGAGUUCCCCCACAAUGUCCCCGGUGAAACGCUGGGUCCGCCGUACAAAUCUAGUCGACUCGAGAACAAGCGUUACGGAUGUGAAGUUUGCUCCAAAAUCCCAAGGACUGGUUUUGGCAACCUGCUCCGCCGAUGGAAUCAUUCGCAUCUAUGAAGCUCCCGAUAUCAUGAAUCUAUCUCAAUGGACUUUAUCGCAUGAGAUAGCAGUUAAAAUUCCGCUAAGCUGUUUAUCCUGGAAUCAAUCGAUGUUCCGCUUACAUGCCCCAAUGAUUGCUGCUGGAAGCGAUGAUUCGUCUCAGAGCUCAGGAGGAAAAGUUUUCAUAUUUGAAUAUAGCGAAAACUCCCGGCGUUGGGCCAGAACUGAAACUAUCAACUCCAUCAUAGAACCGGUGCAUGACAUUGCAUUCGCUCCCAACGUGGGAAGAAGCUACCAUAUUCUCGCAGUGGCUAGCAAAGAUGUUCAAAUAUUUAAUUUGAAGCCAACGCUAGAACCAACUUCCAAUUCUCGGCUGGACAUUCAACAGAUGGCUCAGUUCGGUGACCAUUACUGCACUGUUUGGCGGGUGACGUGGAACAUUACCGGCACGAUGUUAGCCUCAACUGGAGAUGACGGUUGCGUUCGAAUGUGGAAAAUGAAUUAUCUGAAAAGCUGGAGAUGUGCCGCAGUCCUGAAGGCAGAAAACCCACAGUCGUCGGUUCAAGAAAAUUCCAUAGCUCCGUCGCUUAACUUGUCCAGCUUGGUCAAUGCUACUGCUAAGUACUACAAACGGGGAACUAUUAGUCAUCCCACUCAGGUGCCGAGACACUGAAUGAGGUAAUGUACUAUUGUGGAUUUUCAUUGAGAUGAUCAGUAAAAUGUUUUAGUUGUAAUUCAA
Molecule: messenger RNA, 1259 nt
Organism: Aedes aegypti (yellow fever mosquito)
Lineage: Eukaryota; Metazoa; Arthropoda; Insecta; Diptera; Culicidae
Gene: Nup44A
Product: nucleoporin SEH1
Exons: 4
Coding region: 108-1193 (361 amino acids)
Biological process (GO): cellular response to amino acid starvation; positive regulation of TORC1 signaling
Cellular component (GO): nuclear pore outer ring; Seh1-associated complex
Molecular function (GO): protein binding; structural molecule activity
Source: RefSeq, a predicted model, not a curated record